UGUCUCCCGGCACACCGUGGUAAAAAGAAAAGCCUUUGACAGUUAUGGUUGAUCAGCGUUUCUUUCAUCCCGCAUUAGUGACGACGGACGUGCUCGCGUACAAUAGCGUCCGUUUCCUAUUUCGUUUUGACGGAUUAAAAAUAAAAGACGCGCCGAAAUACCCAGCGAGCCUACAUCUUCAUCAAUGUGCGCGAGAUGACAUUGAGGAUACCUUAGCAGGACUGUGAGCUUGGCCAUCAUUUGCAGGAAAAUGCAUCUUUGGAUUCCAUAUGUUUUGCUGAGUGCAACGUCAGUGUGCACUGUUGAGAUGUUGGGCCAUUAUGGAGAAAUAUGUCAAGGACUAUGUGCCUGUGAGGAGAGAGAAGGGGUACUUACAGUGAGCUGUGAAAACAGAGGAAUCAAAAGUCUCUCAGACAUAAGCCCAGUCUUCUUUUCCCAGUAUCAUCUGCUGCUUACUGGGAAUCUUUUGAAAACGCUAUCUACCAAUGAUUUCAUUGAGUACAAAGGACUUACAAUAUUACAUCUGGGAAAUAAUGAAAUAUCUGAUGUUGAAGCAGGAGCUUUUAAUGGACUACAGGAAUUAAAACGAUUGCAUCUCAACAAUAACAAAAUCGAUGCCUUGAAGGAAGAGUUUUUCUUUGGCCUUGAAAGUCUGGAAUAUCUACAACUUGAUUAUAAUUAUAUCACUCAUAUUGUGCCAAAUGCCUUCAGCAGACUUCGACAUUUGGAGGUCCUGAUCCUGAAUGACAAUUUGAUAUCUACCCUGCCCGUAAACAUUUUCAAGCAUGUACCAUUGACCCAUUUAGACUUAAGGGGGAAUCAGCUCAAAGUACUUCCCUUCACAGGUCUGUUGGAGCACAUGAACAGUGUUGUGGAGUUGCAGCUGGAGGAGAAUCCGUGGAACUGUUCCUGUGAGCUGAUUGCUCUUAAAACCUGGCUCGAGAGCAUAUCAUACACAGCUUUAGUCGGGGAUGUUGUUUGUGAGUUCCCUUUUCGGCUUCAUGGGAGAGAUCUUGAUGAGGUUUCAAAACAAGAGUUGUGCCCGAGGAGAGCCAUUGCUGAAUAUGAAAUGCCACCCCUGCCACAUUUGAGCACUGAUGCAUACUAUAGAACCACGCCAGCUCUUACAGCCUCUUUCACCUCAUCUGGGUUUGCACGGUCCUCAUCAAGACCCACUAAGGGACCUCGCCAGUCAGCCAAAUUAAAAUCAAGACCCACAGCUCGCAUUUUAUCCAAUAAGCCACAAAAUUAUGGUCAAAUUAUUUCAUAUCAGACCAAAUCCCCUGUGCCUUUAGAUUGCCCAGCAGCCUGCACCUGCAAUCUUCAAAUUUCAGACCUUGGCCUGAAUGUGAACUGUCAGGAGCGAAAGAUUGAAGAGAUCUCCGACUUAAAUCCCAAACCUUACAAUCCCAAAAAGAUGUACCUAACUGGGAAUUACAUCACUGUGGUGCGCCGAUCAGAUUUUGUUGAUGCAACUGGAUUAGACUUGCUUCAUCUUGGUAACAAUCGAAUAGCCCAAGUAUAUGACAGAGCUUUUGCUGAUUUGGUAAAUCUAAGAAGACUAUAUCUUAAUGGCAAUUUAAUAGACCAUCUUACAGCUGAUAUGUUUUAUGGAUUAGAGAGCCUGCAGUUCUUAUAUUUAGAGUAUAAUGUCAUUAAAGAGGUUACUUCUGACACCUUUCAGCAUGUACCCAAGCUUCAGCUUUUAUUUCUGAACAAUAACCUGCUGAAAACUUUGCCAGAGGGAACAUUUACUGGUCUGACAUUAGCCAGACUCAAUCUUCGUAACAACCAUCUUCGAUAUCUGCCUGUCAGGGGUGUACUAGAUCAGCUUACGGCACUGGUACAAGUUGAUUUGUUUGAGAAUCCCUGGGAUUGCUCGUGUAGCAUACUGGAGUUGAAGACAUGGCUGGAGCAGCUCAGCACGGGCACAGUUGUAAACAAUGUCAUCUGUGGAUCUCCUAAGAAACUAGCUGGAGAGGAUAUGAGAUACAUUAAGACAACUAAUUUCUGCCCUAAUAACUCCGAUAUACUUGCCUCCAUGAUCCCACCGUCUGAAGAAUCUUUUCCUGGAAGCACUAUCACCAUAGAAACAUCCUUGGACUCUGACACUCAGUACAGCACCAUCCCUUUAUCUGUGAUGAUUCUUGCCCUUCUCCUCAUGUUCAUUAUGUCUGUGUUUGUGGCUGCAGGGCUGUUUGUGGCGAUGAAAAAGAGACGUCAAAAGAGUCAAAAUGAGCAGAAUAACUCAAUGAAUGCUUGCAUUAGCUCUCUCAACAUGGAAUAUGGCCUUUACAAAAAAGGAUCCAUUCCCAAAGUCAGGACAUCUAGUGGGCAUGUGUACGAAUACAUCCCACCUCCUACAGAAUCCACAUGCAGAACCACCGCUCACACCCCAAUGGACAAUAAAUCAGUGGAUGGAUUUAGAGACUUUGAUGAGUUGAGUGGCGCUUUCCUGGGUAACUCGGAUGAAGAGGCAGCCAGUAAUGUAAUAAGCUCAGAAUACAGUGCCACCACUCCAGAGCCUCUUAACAAACCCUCCACCCCUCACCAAACUGAUCCGUGCUACUACAGAGAUGCACUUGAGCCUGACAAGCAUACACGCUACUGCAAUACAUUACCAUGCAGACAUACAGCACAUUCAUCAAAUCAGCAUGCCACAGACUUUGAUGCGAGGAAUCAGUAUGUUCCCCCUGAAAGAAUACAACAGACAAUAUUGUAUUGUACAGCGCCAAGUACUGUUUAUGUGGAGCCUAACAGGAGUGAGUACUGGGAACUGAAAGCAAAGCUUCAUAUUGACCCAGAUUACCUGGAAGUUCUUGAAAAACGAACUACAUUUACACAGUUUUAAGAGACUUGGCUCACAGAUGGUCACAGCGGACAGAUUUUUGUGAUGUAUCUAUUUUAAUCAGGAAUCAUAACAUGUUAUAAAAGAUAAACUGGCAUAAUUAUUUCCUCAACUUUAGUACAGUGCAUUGGGAGCUGCAGCAGGCACUUCUCUGAGUUAUGCCUAACAGAAGUGAGUAAUAAAGGAGAACACAGUUUAUUUUAAAUUAUCACUUAACACUUUAUCCCUGUUUUGUUUAACAGUUUGGUUUAAUUUUAUAAAUAUAAACAAGGAAGCAUGGAUUCAGGGCUGUUAUGACUCAUCUCUAUCCUGGAGCUGUAUCAUUGACAACAAUGUGAGACUGAGCUUUAACUCUCAAAUUAGCUGCAUUUUAUGAGUGCUAAUGAACCUUGCAGACGACAUGUACUCGUCCCAAAAUAACACCAGGUUUUUGUCACAGAUACGUGUAUUGCUGCCACUUCUGUCUUUUCAAAAUGAUUCUAAAGGAAAUGCACAUACAUGAGACAAAAACAAAUGUAUUCUACAAAUAAAUUUACAGCCAUGAAGUUGACCUUUAUGUGCAGACAAAGUCACUUAGCCUAUUUAUCUGUUAGAAAAUUGUGGUCCGCUUAAAAAAUGAGCCAGGCCCAUUUAGCUAUGCAGUCCUUCAGGAUGCACAGCUCUGGGGUAAUAAUAUUUAAUGCAUUAGAUCACUGAAUAAAUUCUAGUGUAAUGUUUCAGAUCACAGACUCGUAAAUCUCCACUCCCUUGUUCCGAGGUUUGAAAGGGAGUAAUCACAAUAAUUAAUAUCCUACAAAUACACUGAACUGGCUCAGUACAGUAAAAUCACUCAAAGCCUACCAAUCUCCAAUCUAAUAGCACUUUGCGAUAUGAUCAUGAUCAUGAUUAUGAAAACAUGCUGCCUUGGAGUUAAACUUAGUGCAUUGUAAUUGUACUCAAAAAUGUUGUAACUAAAAUAUUAUAAUCAUAAGUGUAUUCAGGUGUAUUCUAAAGAAAAGAAAAUGAGCUUUAACUGUCGUUGUAUGUGAUGUGCUACAAAUGUGUGCAAAUAGUGUUUCCGGCAUUUUACAUAAACAUACGCUUACACUCUCAUUUGUUUCUUGUACGACAACCAAAGCGGUCCAUAAAAUAAUAAAAAAAAAUAUAUGCAAAUUUUGUGACAUCCACAAGUUUACAUCAAAACACAGUCCUGUGAAGUAUUGAACCUAUACAAACUCUUUGCUAUAAAUGUCAGAAUACAUUUACUGUUGUAUCCCAGUUACAAUACAUUUGAGUGAAUUUACAAUACAAUGAGAUAUAGCUGCAAAGUCUUCUGUAUGAAACUCAGUUCAGAAUCUUUAAAUGUUUUGGCCUUAGGUGUAAACAGCAUAAAUAUGUCAUUUGAAUAACUGCAAAUUUUUAUGCAAACAAAUAUGGUUAUUGAGCUUUUUGUCAGUUAAUGAUUUAUUUGGAUUGCUUUUACAAAAAGAAAAUGCACUAUGACUUUUGCAGGUCAAUAAUGAUGUCACUUUAUGAAAUGCACAAUAUAGUAAUGUGCAUAUAGCCAUAGAAAUAGGUUUAAUAAUUUCAUUCAUAAAGAUUACAUCUGUCAAAACUCUUGCACUAUGCAUAGAUAUAGAUUAUUCUUAGACAAUCUGCACAAAAUGCCCAUCGCUCACCCCCUCAGUCACCAAACAUCUCCCAUAAACAUAAAAUUUAAUAAUACUAUCACAUCCCAUAGCUGCUCAUUUGGAAUUCAGCACACAUGAAUAUUCAGAGGUACUUUUGUACCACAUUUUGGAUAAUUCAUUUAUUUGAAAAUGUAAUAUAUUUUUCAUUACGUGCGUUUUUAGGGGAACACUGAGUGGAUUCGUUUGGCAUUCUUUGUCUCGUUUUUUUUUGGUUUGGGGUCACAGGAAAUUAGACAGUUUUACUGCAAUUAGCAAGUCUCCGUUUCUCUCCUUUUAGAGAAGGUUGAUGGUUAAGUUUAACAACUGUGUACAGAUCUGAAAGAGCUUUAGGUUUAUUAGAUUGAAAAGCACAAUAAAUGAAUGCAGCAACUGAAUGGAUAGAGUCAUAUUUAUAUAUAAAAUGCUCUAAAGGAAGCUAAGCACAUCAUCUAGUCAUAAUGCAGCCUAAUCAGUUUCUAGGUCAAUAGUGAAUGCCUAGAAAUGUGACUUUCCCUGCAAACAUACAGCAAAUUUACAUCAUAUGCAGUAUUAUGCACUGAACCUGUCAUUUUAAUUCAGCUAAUUACAGGACAUGGUGUUUCUGGACCCUGUCUGCAUGUCACCAAAUAUUACACUGCAGCAUUAGUCAUGCUGUUUACCAAGGAUACAGUCUGGGUUUGUUGCCUUUCACAUGUUCAGAGUCAUUUUGUGAUUCUUUUGUCUCUUGACCUGUCUCUGCUCUUUGGAAAAUCAGCAGAACAAAUGAACUGAAAUCUACACAGAAAAGCAUGUACCUACACAGCAGGUUUGUUUUUAAAGAUUACAUUGCUGUGAAGUCGAUGUUGAAAACAAUGUAAAACUGCAGACAUUCACAGACAGAUGCACAAAAAUGUUUGUGUUGUGAACAGCGAGUGGCAUUUAGAUGAUUGCUUCAGUUCUUACAUUUCUUUUUUUUUAAAUGUGUCAGAAAUUUUGUACAUCCGAAAUAAUGCAACAAAAGAGUGGAUAAUCCGGCAUUAAAAGGCAAAUAGUAUAUUCACAGAUGAUUCCACAUUUAAUUUUAUUUCUCAUUUAAAUGUUUUUCUUUUUUUUAAACAAUCUUAAAAAGGCAACCAUGUAAUCAAACAACAGUAUUUACUGUAUAUAACAGAAAUUGUAAUAUGUUUUCUCUUUUUCAGAUUUUUGCAAUCAUUGACCAACUGCACAUUUUUUUUUUUGUCAUGUAAGACUAUAAAUACCGAUAAUCCAAAAAUGUGUUAAAUUGAAAUGUGACUGUCCUGUGUAAAUGUGCAGACGAGAAAAGGUGAACUCAGUGUCUUAUUCUAAUUCUCUUUUGUUUGUUUUGUUUGUUUUUCAUAUGAAACAGUGAUUUCCUGUGUAAACCUUUGAUUUGUAAAUAGAACACUUCAUCAGCAUUUUCUUGCCAACUUGCACCAUUUUUUUUUUUCUUUUUUUGGAAACGCAAAAACCUGGUCUCUUCUUACAAAAAACACAGUACAACUAGGAAUAUGUGGGGUAAAUAUAUCUGCAAUGUGCUGUUUCUUUAGUUGUUAGCUAAUGAAUAAAACAUAUGCAUUCA
This is a messenger RNA of Archocentrus centrarchus (flier cichlid), 6076 nucleotides long. RefSeq names its product SLIT and NTRK-like family, member 5b (gene slitrk5b). Gene Ontology annotation, molecular function: protein binding. Lineage: Eukaryota; Metazoa; Chordata; Actinopteri; Cichliformes; Cichlidae. The coding region runs from base 251 to 2851 and encodes 866 amino acids. The record is from RefSeq and is a predicted model, not a curated record. Gene Ontology annotation, biological process: axonogenesis; positive regulation of synapse assembly. The transcript is spliced from 2 exons.